CAAAACUCAGUUCCGUUAGCAGGAAAUCGACUCUUGGACCACCACCACUUCUUUGAGCGACAAACACGCAGACAGAAGUGGAACUCUGCGUUCUGGAUCUGGGAGAGAUUUGAGGAGAAGCAUUUCCAGACGGGCGGUAACGGUAGUUCGCUUUUGCGCACAGAGUUCAGCCGAUGGGAAAAAGUUUGGCUGUUUGUUGAUUUCAUUGUAUCAGCUUAGUUUGUGACACCCGUGAAGAGAAGAGAUCAAAUACUGUCAUAAUGCCGAAAACGAUCAGUGUUCGUGUGACGACGAUGGACGCAGAGCUGGAGUUUGCCAUCCAACCCAGCACCACAGGGAAGCAGUUAUUUGACCAGGUGGUGAAAACCAUUGGUUUGAGGGAGGUGUGGUUUUUUGGACUGCAGUACCAGGAUGCCAAAGGCUUUUCCACUUGGCUUAAACUCAACAAGAAGGUCACGGCUCAGGACGUCCGCAAAGAGAGCCCUUUGCUGUUUAAAUUCCGGGCGAAGUUUUACCCCGAAGACGUUUCCGAGGAGCUGAUUCAAGAGGCCACUCAAAGACUCUUCUUCCUUCAGGUGAAAGAGGGGAUCCUGAAUGAUGAUAUCUACUGUCCCCCCGAGACUGCUGUGUUGCUGGCGUCUUACGCAGUGCAGGCCAAAUACACAGACUACAACAAAGAUGUUCACACACCUGGAUACCUGUCCAGUGAAAAACUGCUCCCACAGAGAGUUCUGGAGCAACACAAGCUGAAUAAGGAGCAAUGGGAGGAAAGAAUUCAGGUCUGGCAUGAGGAGCACAAGGGCAUGUUGAGAGAGGACUCGAUGAUGGAGUAUCUUAAGAUAGCUCAGGAUCUGGAGAUGUACGGCGUAAAUUAUUUUAGUAUUAAGAAUAAGAAGGGAUCAGAGCUCUGGUUGGGAGUGGACGCCCUGGGACUCAACAUCUACGAGCAGAAUGACAAGAUGACGCCUAAAAUUGGUUUCCCCUGGAGUGAGAUCAGGAACAUUUCUUUCAACGACAAGAAAUUUGUCAUCAAACCGAUUGAUAAAAAAGCCCCGGACUUUGUGUUCUAUGCCCAGCGUUUACGCAUUAAUAAGAGGAUUCUAGCCUUGUGCAUGGGGAACCAUGAGCUUUAUAUGAGACGCCGUAAACCUGACACCAUUGAGGUCCAGCAAAUGAAGGCACAGGCCAAGGAGGAGAAGAACCAUAAAAAGAUGGAAAGGGCCAUGCUGGAGGAUGAACGUAAGAAGAGAGAGCAGGCAGAAAAGGAGAAAGAGAAGAUUGAAAAAGAAAAGGAGGAGCUGAUGGAGAGACUCAAACAGAUUGAAGAACAGACAAGAAAAGCCCAGCAGGAGCUGGAGGAGCAGACCCGCAGGGCGUUGGAGUUGGAUGAGGAGCGUAAACGCGCUCAGGAGGAGGCGGAGCGUUUGGAGCGAGAGCGUCGCCUAGCGGAGGAGGCCAAAGCGGCUCUGCUGCAGCAGUCUGAGAGCCAGAUGAAGAACCAGGAGCAUCUGGCAACUGAACUGGCAGAGUUAACUUCUAAGAUUUCUCUGCUUGAAGAUGCCAAAAAGAAGAAAGAAGAGGAAGCAUCGGAGUGGCAGAUGAAGGCCACCAUGGUGCAGGAGGACCUGGAGAAGACUAAAGAGGAGCUGAAGAAUAAAGUGGUGUCAGCCCAUGUCACAGAGCCAGUUCAUGGUGAAAAUGAUAAUGAUGAGGGUGAUGAGAGCAGCGCCGAGGCCAGUGCAGAACUCACCUCUGCAGCGGCUUAUAAAGACAGGAGUGAGGAGGAACGCAUGACGGAAGCAGAGAAGAAUGAACGAGUGCAGAAACAUCUUCUGGCUCUUACUUCUGAGCUUGCUAACGCUCGUGAUGAGACUAAGAAGACUCAGAACGACAUGAUCCAUGCCGAGAAUGUACGAGCAGGGCGUGACAAAUACAAGACGCUUCGUCAGAUCCGCUCUGGCAACACCAAACAGCGUAUAGAUGAGUUUGAGUGCAUGUAAUGUUCCACAGUAGGCCAGCAGGGGGAGCUACAGCCUGUCUUUCACAUUAUACCUGCAGAGGAACUACAGUACCCACAAUGCACCGCUCCAACAGCCAGUCCAGGCAGAAAAAUAAAGCCAAAUAUUGAAUAAUUCUGCACAAUUGACAGUUCCUUUAAUUCAGGAGUAUUGUUUGGGUUACUGCAUUACAAUAAGGGAGAUUUAUUUUUUUACAUUGUGUUUGACCUAGAUGUAACUUCUUUAUUUGAAAACAUAUUAACAGUUUGCUUAUUAGUUGAACUAAAGGGUUUUCAUUUCAGCAGAAUUGUAGGAGCAGAAUGGGGAGUUAAAGUUGAAAUUUAAGCAUCAACCCAUUCAAGUGUCAGGAUAUAUGACAUUCCAAAAAAUGCUCCGGAGAGAUAGGACAUGAACAGAGUGGACCAAUCAUGAGCCAAUGUGCCAAGACCGUAAACCAGUAUAGCUGAUAUAUCAUAUACCUGCACAGUGCCAUAGUGAUGGUGUAAUAACGUAAUAAGGAACUGCCAUAACAUUUUGUGCCUUUCCUAAUAAAAAAUCUACAACAUAGUUUGAAGCACAUGCCUGAGAUUAUGGCUACCUCCUCCCCAUCGACCACUCUGCCAAUACAGGCAGCCUAUAAGAGCAAAAACUUGUGUGUGUGUGUGUGUGUGUGUGUGUGUGUGAGAGAGAAAGAGAGAGUGAGAGAGUGUGUGUUUGUGUGUGUGUGUGUGUAUGUAAAUGAUUGUGUGAGAUCCCUGUUAAUAAUUUCUUUAUAAAGUAGUUUCUCUAAGUUGCAGGUUUGUGGCCGCUCCCUGUCUGUGCCUUUCCACUGAAGAGGAAAGAAAGAGAAAAUAUCAAACUGUAUUUUUAGUUUAGUUUUAAAUCCUAUUCUUAUUUUAAGCUUUUUAUAAAAAAUUUAAAAAAAGAAAGAAAUAAGAAGAGACUGUUUUGUUGUUUUGAGGCAUUUGAAUCCUUUUUGCAGUAUUAUUUUGAAGAAUCCUUUAAUAGAAUGAUACUUAACAUCUUUUGGAAUUAAGUUUCUCCCUUUAUUUCUGAACAGUAUUUACCCAGAGAGUGUACACAGUUUAAAUAGCCCUGCACUUUUAGGUAGUGCCUUAGUUGUUUUUAUAAUCUUAAUUCAUGUAGCAGUAUGCUGCACUGAAGCAAUAUGACGACCCCAGCUGCUUUUGAAGAAUUUAUUCUUUAUUUGGAUCUUGGAUUUACUUGGAUAAUCAAAACUGUUUUUAUAUAUAAGAACAUGGAUCUCUUUUAAGCUUGUUCUGGUCUUAUAUAGCUUUCUUGUUACUUGGGCAACAUAACAUUUUUCGAAAUUCCAUGUUUAUUGCCCUUAGGCUGCAGUUGGCUUUUUCUCAGCCAGUCACAGAAAAGAUUGCUGCUUAAAAUGUUUUCAUUGCAACAGUCAAUAAAAUAUUAAAAACAUUACCAAUUCA
Myxocyprinus asiaticus (Chinese sucker) is the source of this 3448-nucleotide messenger RNA. RefSeq names its product moesin. NCBI's taxonomy places the organism in Eukaryota, Metazoa, Chordata, Actinopteri, Cypriniformes, Catostomidae. Bases 261 to 2000 code for a protein of 579 amino acids. The transcript is spliced from 14 exons. Gene Ontology annotation, molecular function: cell adhesion molecule binding; actin binding. Gene Ontology annotation, biological process: regulation of cell shape; positive regulation of early endosome to late endosome transport; regulation of organelle assembly. The record is from RefSeq and is a predicted model, not a curated record. Gene Ontology annotation, cellular component: adherens junction; microvillus; apical part of cell.